Molecule: messenger RNA, 3805 nt
Organism: Anguilla anguilla (European eel)
Lineage: Eukaryota; Metazoa; Chordata; Actinopteri; Anguilliformes; Anguillidae
Gene: pip5k1ca
Product: phosphatidylinositol-4-phosphate 5-kinase, type I, gamma a
Exons: 18
Coding region: 270-2354 (694 amino acids)
Biological process (GO): phosphatidylinositol metabolic process
Molecular function (GO): phosphatidylinositol kinase activity
Source: RefSeq, a predicted model, not a curated record
GAGAGCUCUGGUAAAGAAUGAGUCGGAAAGAGAAACACUACAGGACAGCAGCAUCAAGCGAAGACGGUACCGUGUGCGGCUGACACUGCACCGAUGAAAACAAGACACACACAAUUAAGGAUUGUCCGCCUGUUUUUAUUUUAAUUUGGUCAAUGUCUGGUUUAGCCAAUUAUAUUGCCCCGACAACGCGUUUACAUUUUGUCAGUAUUUGCACGAUUGCAGUGGAUAUUUCAUUUGGAAGCUUCGACCUGCUUGUUUUUGGAUUCUGAAUGGAAGCUGCAGCAGAGGGAGCGGCGAGCCUGUCGGUAGCGGCGGAAGGGAGUCCGUUAACCGGGGCUGUGGCGUCUGAUGAGACCGAGACUGUCAUCGGUGUCAGCUACGGAAUGGACGCCGGAGAUAUAGAGUCCGCUGCGAAGAAGGCCUUCGUGACGGAGAUGGCCUCCUCCUCUGGACUGCCCGGCUUGGGCCCCGCUAAGAAGAUCGGCCACAGGGGAGUGGACGCGUCCGGAGAGACCACUUAUAAGAAGACCACGUCCUCGGCCCUCAAAGGCGCCAUUCAGCUGGGCAUCGGCUACACCGUGGGCAACCUGAGCUCCAAGCCCGAGAGAGACGUGCUGAUGCAGGACUUCUACGUGGUGGAGAGCAUCUUCUUCCCCAGCGAAGGCAGCAAUCUGACUCCGGCCCACCACUUUCCGGACUUCCGCUUCAAGACGUACGCCCCCGUGGCGUUCCGUUACUUCCGGGAGCUCUUCGGCAUCCGGCCCGAUGACUAUCUGUAUUCCCUCUGCAACGAGCCCCUGAUUGAGCUGUCCAAUCCGGGGGCCAGCGGCUCCGUCUUCUACGUCACCAGGGACGACGAGUUCAUCAUCAAGACCGUCAUGCACAAGGAAGCAGAAUUCCUGCAGAAGCUGCUGCCUGGAUACUACAUGAACCUGAACCAGAACCCCCGCACCCUGCUCCCCAAGUUCUUCGGGCUGUACUGCGUCCAGUCGGGGGGCAAGAACAUCCGCGUGGUGGUGAUGAACAACAUCCUGCCGCGCGUGGUGCGCAUGCACCUCAAGUACGACCUGAAGGGCUCCACCUACAAGCGCCGCGCCUCCAGGAAGGAGCGGGAGAAGGCCAAGCCCACCUUCAAGGACCUGGACUUCAUGCAGGACCUGCAGGACGGCCUGAUGCUGGACACCGACACCCACAGCGCCCUGGUCAAGACCCUGCAAAGGGACUGCCUGGUUCUGGAGAGCUUCAAGAUCAUGGACUACAGCCUGCUGCUGGGGGUGCACAACCUGGACCAGGCGGAGCGGGACAGGCAGACCGAGGGCUCGCCGGGCUCCAGCGACGAGAAGAGGCCCGUGGCCCAGAAGGCCCUGUACUCCACCGCCAUGGAGUCCAUCCAGGGGGCCGCGGCCUGCGGCGAGUCCAUCGACACCGACGACACAAUGGGCGGCAUCCCUGCAGUCAACAGCAAAGGGGAGCGUCUCUUGCUCUACAUCGGAAUCAUCGACAUCCUGCAGUCCUACAGGCUAAUAAAGAAACUGGAGCACACAUGGAAGGCUCUUGUUCAUGAUGGAGACACGGUGUCCGUCCAUCGGCCCUCUUUCUAUGCAGACAGGUUCUUCAAGUUCAUGAGCAGCACCGUCUUCAGGAAGAACUCUUCUUUGAAGUCCUCCCCCUCUAAGAAAGGCCGAGUGGCGCUGACCGUGCCCAAAUACUCGGGUCCCGGGGCAGCCUGGUCGGCCAGCCAGCUGCCCUGCGACCGCGACGACAACAUCUUCGACCUGCGAGGGGCGCGCAGCUUCCCCACUCUGGAGGAUGAGGGUCGGCCAGACCUCCUUCCCUGCACCCCUCCAUCUUUUGAGGAGGCCACCACAGCGUCCAUUGCCACCACGCUGUCCUCCACCACCUCUCUCUCCAUUCCAGAGCGCUCCCCUUCAGACACCUCUGAGCACCCUCGCUACAGGAGGCACACCCAGUCUCUAGGACAUGAGGGAAGGUUUUGGAGCAGGACGCAUGUGCAGGAGGAGGAGCAGCAGACCAUCACAGUGGAGGUGGAGGUCAAGAGACACGACAGCGAGCCCUGCAUGGCUGCUCCCCAGCCCUCUCCAGAGCCCAGCGAGGUUCCUGAGGCGGCAGUAGCGUCCUCCGCCACCCCGCCGCCCAGCCCCAAGGUGGUGGUGGAGCCCGACACGAGCAGCCAGCUGUCCGGCUGCGCCAGCCAAGCCUCCGUGGAAGAAGGGGAGGACGUGCCAAUCACAGACAUCUACUUUCAGCCUCCCGAGGACAGGAGCUGGGUGUACUCUCCGCUGCACUAUGGCACAGACUCUCAGCCCGUGUCAGACGGGGAGAGCGAGACAUAAACUUGGCGGCUGAAGGAAUCGAGGCGGGGCGGCGUCUCCGGAUUGGAGCCCAUCGACACUGGGCAACGCCCAUCACCAGCCCUCCCACGCUGCCAGGGGACGCGAUUCUGCCCAGCCUCUCUUUCUCAAAGAAACAAAACAAGAGGAACCUAAAAGGGACAAAACAAUGGGACUAAAUCCCCAGACUACCCGCGGACUCUUCCUGAUGGCGCUCGGCAGCGCCCCCUGUCACUCCAGCCGAUAUCGCACACACUAGGACAAGGCGAACUCCAAACCGCUGUAGUCUUGCAUGCCCCAUCAGUAAGUUCUAGUGUGGUUUCCCUCUGUUUGCCCCGCCCCUUUUUAGAACACAGAAGGGUUCAGCCUGUCACAUUCUAGAUCCAGCCCUUAAUAUCAGCUAAAACAGUUCAACUUUUUACAGUUACAGUUCUGUUUAUUUAUAUAUCAUGCUUAUGCAUACUAUUGUUUUUUUUUUUUUUUUUAAUCAUGAAUUACAUUUUUUUUUAUUUGUGCACUUUUCAAACGAUUUUAAAACUGUGAACAUAUUUUAAAUGUCUCUUGUAUGUUAAAUGUAGGGGAACACUACUGUCGGUCAGAGGGGUUUUUAACAGCUUCUGGUGUUCUGGUUGGUUUGUGCUCGUCUGCUUGGGUUUCUGUGAUUUCUACUGGAUCUGCUGCUCUCCACAGCUGGGGAACAUCCAAUCUGCAUCUCACAAAUCCUCCCCAUUUCAUUUGUUAUUUUCAGCUAAUAUUUAUUUAAAUCAAGGGGAAAUGAAGUCUCUUUCUGUGGUUUUACUGUUUUGUGAGACAUUCAGUUUGACUCCUGCAAGUACUGAUGACUUCACUAUAUCGCUUGUACUUUUAUGGAUUUCUGUCAUUUAAAACCCACUUUUGAUCAUUUUCUUCACGGCUCUUGUGACAAUACAAUUAAAUGCUUGUAGGGUUCUUGUUUGUCUGUUGAUGCAAAUGAACCAAAUGGUCAAAUUAGAAGUUUUUAUUUCAAGGCUAACAGUGUCGGGACUUAGUCUCAGUGUCUUGAAGUUAUUUGACAAGGAGGAUGUCUUCCAGGCAAGGCCUAACAUUUGAGAAACCCAGCUGUCACUCAAAGCUGUGCUUUGGGAAAUUACAGGUGAGCUGCAGAAUCUGGCAAACUGCAGGCAUUACCCAAAAACACAGUCUGACUCAUAGAGCCUAAUUAUGCCAUCCCUUUACCGUAGGUUAGUCUUUCCUGUAGUCACAGUGAUGGCAUUUCCAUCAUGAUUCUAUGGGUUUUGUAUGAGAGCUCUCCUUUUAAGUUAGGGGGGGUGAUAUCCCUUCAGUGUCCUCAGUUUGGUUAUUUUAUUUUACUCUGCUGUCUGCGUGUGCGUCUGUGUGUUUUGUGUGUGUGCGUGCAGUCGUGCAUGUGUGUAUGUGUCUGUGCGUCUAUGUGUGUUGUGUGUGUCUGUGUCUGU